Drosophila ficusphila is the source of this 1244-nucleotide messenger RNA. RefSeq names its product cyclin-Q (gene koko). The transcript is spliced from 5 exons. Gene Ontology annotation, cellular component: nucleus. Lineage: Eukaryota; Metazoa; Arthropoda; Insecta; Diptera; Drosophilidae. Gene Ontology annotation, molecular function: cyclin-dependent protein serine/threonine kinase regulator activity. Bases 172 to 951 code for a protein of 259 amino acids. Gene Ontology annotation, biological process: regulation of transcription by RNA polymerase II. The record is from RefSeq and is a predicted model, not a curated record.
UUUGAAUUGACACUUGAGGAGUGAGACUGGGGUCUUUUAACAAACAAACCGUCCACCAUUUUAAUUGGAUCCCAAUCGAACAGCUGACGUGCCGCCGGCCCCGUUAGUUUUCCUGAUCGCGUUGCAUAUUUUUCCUUACGCUGCUGCAGUCGAAUUAAACCGCCUGGCAUAAUGAAAAACGUAUUGGAUGUAAUGUCGUUGCAGCAGCACGUGGAGUCAAACAAGGCGCAGACUAUGAAGCCCAUCGACUAUCGAAAGCUCAACAAACCCGGCGUAGUGCCGAUGUACAUCUUCGAGUGUGCUGCCAAGUUGAAAAUGAAACCCUUGACUGCUGCCUGUGCUGCCAUAGUAUACCAUCGUUUCUUUCGAGAGGUCAAGGCCAGUGACUAUGAUGAGUUCCUUAUAGCUGCCUCAUCCCUUUAUUUGGCUGGAAAAAUCAAGGACGACGAGAGUGUCAAGAUACGCGACGUUAUCAACGUGGCAUAUUGCACCCUCAACCGUGGUAAUGCCCCACUGGAUUUGAACGAUGAGUACUGGUCGAUGAGGGACGCUAUUGUCCAGGCCGAAUUGCUCAUCACUCGCACCCUGGGGUUUGAUCUCAACAUAGAUCUAGCCCACAAGUACUUAUUACACUACAUGAAGACUCUGCAAGACUGGGUGGGCCCGGAGGUUUGGAAUUCGGUGCCCAUUGCCAAAGCAGCUGCUUCGUAUCUGCAGGACUUCCACCACAGCGCCAAUAUACUGAAGUACAAGCCUACACAUGUGGCCAUCGGUUGCCUGUCGUUGGCCCUCCAGACCUACGGCAUUCAGGUGCCACUAACCGACGAGUCCGACGAAUCCACCAUGUGGUACAAGCCACUAGUUAAAGACUUUACUCGCGAAAAUCAGUGGGAGAUUAUUGAGAACGUGAUCGAAGUGUACAAGCAUGAGGCCUUUCUGAAGGCCACCUAAAUCCUUCCGAGACUGCCAAAACCAUUCCUUUUCCAUCUAAAUUAAUUUAUUUUCCUUUCGCGCCUCAUUUCCACCUAUCUCCGAUUUUACAAGCUUUGUGCUCAAAUGUUUACUGCAUUUACAUGCCGUCGCCAAGAAAAAAAAUUCCUGGAUCGAAAUCUUAUAUGUAUGUAUGCUCGCAAAAUGAGAUGGCCGUAUCCUAUCACCAGAGCUGAUAUCUGAGAUCUGUUUCUCAAUUUUAACUAUUUAUACAAAGAAAAAAUAAACGGUGUUUGCUAUAUAAUGAUCAUAAA